AUGAGGCCUGGGCAUGGCGGAUUUAUCACUGUAAAGAAUACCCUUCUGCAUUGUUACUGUGUUUGUGGGAAAAUUGAGGAUGCCCACCACUUGUUCGAUGAAUUUCCUCAGAGAAAUGAUUUGAUUUCAUGGAAUACUUUGAUGGGUGAUUACCUUCAUGUUUCGCAGCCUCGUGUGAUUGUGGACUUAUUUAAGGAAAUGUGCAUUGGUGGUUUUGAAGCUAGUGUAACCACUGUUCUGUAUCUUUUAUCAGCCAUUGGUGAGUUGGGAAGUUACCUUGGAGGAGAGAGUGUUCAUGGCUACUGCAUUAAGAUGGGAUUUUCCUAUAAUUUACAUGUGGUCACUGCUUUGAUUUAUGUGUAUGCAAAGAAUGGGGAAAUUGACUUGGCACGUUGGAUUUUCGAUGGAGUUGCUGUGAAGGAUGUUGUUUUGUGGAAUUGUUUGGUAGGAAAGUAUGCAAAAUGUGGCAUGGUAGAAGAAGCAGUAGCUUUGCUAUUGGGGGGUGGGCUCGUUGGUGAACUUUCGCCGGGGGAGGGAGAGAGUGAUGUCGUCGUCGACCCCGCCACAUCUUCGCUUAAUCUCAACAAAUCAGCCGAAGAAUCUACUCCUCCGAAGCUGAGUCAACCAUAA
This is a messenger RNA of Rosa rugosa (rugosa rose), 630 nucleotides long. Its product is annotated as pentatricopeptide repeat-containing protein At1g26900, mitochondrial-like. Gene Ontology annotation, molecular function: RNA binding; protein binding. The record is from RefSeq and is a predicted model, not a curated record. Lineage: Eukaryota; Viridiplantae; Streptophyta; Magnoliopsida; Rosales; Rosaceae. The transcript is spliced from 2 exons. Gene Ontology annotation, biological process: RNA modification. Bases 1 to 630 code for a protein of 209 amino acids.